Messenger RNA from Hemiscyllium ocellatum (epaulette shark), 2367 nucleotides. RefSeq names its product RAS-like, family 11, member B (gene rasl11b). NCBI's taxonomy places the organism in Eukaryota, Metazoa, Chordata, Chondrichthyes, Orectolobiformes, Hemiscylliidae. The transcript has 4 exons. The record is from RefSeq and is a predicted model, not a curated record. The coding region runs from base 482 to 1198 and encodes 238 amino acids. Gene Ontology annotation, molecular function: GTP binding; GTPase activity.
UUCGCUAUAAAGUGGGCUGGGGGAGGAGACAACAACCGGAGACACAGAGAGAACGAAAGUAUAACAGACAGGGCAGUCAGGAGAGGGAACUGCAGACAGGGCAGGACAGUGAGGAGAGGGAACAGCAGACAGGGCAGGACAGUGAGGAGAGGGAACAGCUGACAGAGCAGGACAGUGAGGAGAGGGAACAGCUGACAGGGCAGGACAGUGAGGAGAGGGAACAGCAGACAGGGCAGGACAGUGAGGAGAGGGAACAGCAGACAGGGCAGGGAGGAGAGGGAACAGCUGACAGGGCAAAGACUAGCAAUACAGGACGAAGUAGAGUCAUAGCCAGAGCGGAGAAGUUGCAGAGCUCUGAAGGAGGACACAGAAAAUUCAUACAAUACAACAGAGAGAGAGAGAGAGCGCAGGAGUAGUCAGAGAGAAUCGAGAAAGCAGGACUGGGAGCAGGCUGCAGCCUCCUACCUUUUUGCUAUUUGACAUGCGCCUGAUCCAGAACAUGUCGACCAUCCAGGAAUAUGGCCCACUGGAAUAUACCGCCAACAACCGGGUGGUCAAGAUCGCAGUGAUCGGCGGCAGCGCCGUCGGGAAAACCGCUUUGGUGGUGCGAUUUCUGACCAGAAGAUUCAUUGGAGACUAUGAAAGAAACGCAGGUGCUUUAUACUCAAGACAAGUCCAAGUAGAUAGAGAGCAGAUUGCACUACAAGUUCAGGACACACCAGGUGUUCAGAUAAGCGGACCAAGUCUGAGCUGCAAUGAUCAACUUAACAGAUUCAUACAGUGGGCUGAUGCAAUUGUACUGGUUUAUUCAAUCACAGACUACAAAAGCUAUGAACUGAUCAGUCACCUCCAUCAACAUGUCUGCCGUGUGCACUCCGAGAGUAGAGUUCCGGUCAUAGUUGUAGGAAACAAGGCUGACCUCCUUCAUGCUAAACAAGUGGAACCUCACCAUGGCCUUCAGUUAGCAAACAUACUAGGAUGCACCUUCUAUGAGGUGUCUGCCAGUGAAAACUAUAAUGAUGUAUAUAAUGCUUUUCAUGUGCUUUGCAAAGAGAUUAGCAAACAACAAAUGAGCAGCAAUACUGAAAAGAGAAAAACAUCCAUUAUACCGCGACCAAAAUCACCAAACAUGCUAGAUUUGAGGAGACGGUUUAAGCAAGCUCUUUCUGCUAAAGUACGGACUGCAACAUCUGUCUGAGGUAGCAGCUGAAGGUAUUGAUAUUCUAAACUAAAACUGAUGUUUCAUCAUGCGUGUAAGAGAUGAGGACAAGUCAAACUGAGCAUGAGAAGAUCUGGAAAGACAGUACAAUACUCAGUCAUCUGUGCCUUUGAUCAUUGCUCAGUUCGUAAAUCUAUGAAUUUUAUGAACAUCGUAUUCAUGGCAAAUGAUGGGAGUAGACUGUUGAACUGUCAGAAAUCCCUGACUCAACUUCUGUUGAGGGCUUCAUAGAAUUUGUUAAUACAUCUUUGUAUAAAAUGAAGAAGAUGCAGUGGUGAUGGAUAACUAAUUGGGACAAAACUGUUCUUUAAAACAGUACCUUUUUUUGUUUGUUGUAACUCCAAUUGUUCAAUCUAGAAAGAUUGUAUUUAUCACUUGAACUGUUCUGUGCUUACACCAAUUGCUUUCCAUUUUUUCUAGUAAAGUGACUUGCAUUCCAGCAUGACGAACAAUGAGGAGGUGAUGGUCCCACGCUGUGGGCAGUGCAUGGUAGGAAAUCACAAGUGCAUACCUGCUGUUGCCUUGUUUGAGAGCUGCUUCCCCCUGGAAGUAGUGAGGAGCAUAGAAUUGGCCUCAUGGUUGCCUCUGCUACAUUACAUAAUGGACUGCUGUGCAAGUAUUUCAAUAAGCUUGAUACAGUCUCAGUCUUUGCAGCUUUUCAGUAAGCUAUUCUGAUUUAAGUAAACACAUCUAUCACACAACACAGGCCAUACUAGUCUAUUUGCAUUCCAUUCCAGUAAAACCGGGCCUCUGUGCCUUCUCAAAUUAUUUAAGACCUUCUGACCUUCACAUUCUCCCCCCACCACACAGCAAUCUUGAUUGUGUAAAGAAAAUAUUGCAUAAUGGCCUACAAUUGAAUCUAAUCUAUGAUAUAAGACCACAGGAAUUCAAUUGAAGCUUGUUAAAUAAAAACAGGCAAAUACCGUCCAGAGAGACAUUCUAAACUGAGCACUGACACCUGACCUCUGACCUCUGUGUUAAGUGGGAAAGCUUUCCCCAUGUGCUAAGUGCAAAGGGAAUGGAAGCCAGCUUCUAAAUGCACUUUAUAAAAGCCACUUGUGCUUUUGCUUUAAUCUGUUUACAGCAGUGAUUCCUCUCCAGAGGAAAAUGGAUUUUCCAAUAUUUUGACAAAUAAACAUUUAAACAAA